Molecule: messenger RNA, 591 nt
Organism: Fusarium redolens
Lineage: Eukaryota; Fungi; Ascomycota; Sordariomycetes; Hypocreales; Nectriaceae
Exons: 2
Coding region: 1-591 (196 amino acids)
Source: RefSeq, a predicted model, not a curated record
AUGCCCUGGGAUCUCGGGAUGUUUCUGAGAGUCGCCGAGCGCAUCUGGGAGCCAGCCGAGGACAUGGACCCCCAACCUGAACGUUUUGGUUCUCAGAGUCAGAGUCGGCGCCUUGGAUCGUUGAUGGGAGGCACUUACACGUGUGAUGUUCAUCGCCGUUACCUCAUUAUCUCACAGAUUCACAGUCAAAAGAUGGACAACAUAAAAUUGGGAGAGGCGACCAAUCAGAGGCUCGAGAGUCAAGUCGUUUCUUAUCUCGAGCCUAUCACCGUUUACUAUCUCUCCAGGUGCACUAAAACGGAACAAGCUCGUGCCGUGCACACCACACACGGCAGCCAAAGCGUGCCAAGGGUAGAAGAUCGUCUAGCGACGUCUUUAGUCGACGCCAUCGCGCAGAUGCACCUGUCUCACCAUGCUUCGGGAGUCCCUGCGGGGACCCUGCCUGCGAGGUUAGGUUCUCUGAGGUGUUGCAGUGGCAGGCUGUAUAAACAUGUGGUCUGGGGAAAGACAGGCGAUAUCUGGCCAGUUUUGUACGGAUCUCAAGUUACGGCUCCCCGAUGCAUGAUGAGUACGGUCUUUGUCCUCCGUUAG